Molecule: messenger RNA, 1909 nt
Organism: Linum trigynum
Lineage: Eukaryota; Viridiplantae; Streptophyta; Magnoliopsida; Malpighiales; Linaceae
Source: the annotation of a GenBank genome assembly
CGGAACCGCAAAGGUUGUCCCAACUCCUACCAGUUUUAUGUGUAGGUGAGUGAGACCGUGAGAGGAAUUGCUGCAGCAAAACUGCUGCUGUUUUGAACUACUCUCCUCAAUUCUUCAACGUACAUACUUACCAUCCGCCGCGGCUUUCUUCAGUUCCAGAAAAAACAAAGGUUCGUAUCUAACUACUCCACCUCUCUGUCUCUACCCUGUUCAAAAUUCAAGCUUUUGAUUAAGAUUUCUGGUCCUAGCAGGCCCCAAUGGACCCAUUAGGGCAUAGCAGAAGCCAAAAUGAAGUUGAAGGGGAUCUUCUGGAGGAAGGCCUAGAUGAGCUCCAAGUCGAGCAAAGGAUGAGGACGAAGAACAUAGUUUCCGUUAGCAGUCAAAAGAUGGAGCAGGAUGGAGGAGUCGACAGUUCCCCUACCACCAAGUCUACAAGCCAGAAGAGGAGAAGGAAGACGACGGAGAAGAAGAGUUUGUACGACAUUGACCACCGAGUUAAGGAUACUGUAAAGGGGAAAGCGAAUGAAAUUGACGCCAGUCUCAAAAGAAACGAUCCUACCUUGAUCACCACAACCAAGCUCAUGUCGUGCACUGACCUCGCUCCUGGCGCCUCUAGCAUGAAACUACCGAAAAAGUUCUGCAAUGAGCAUAUGCCAGAGGGUAAAAAGUCGUUCUGGGUGAAAGUAGGAAAUGGGGAAGAUUUCCUUGUUGACUACAACGGGGGUACUCGCGCAAUUAGUGGAGGGUGGAAAGCUUUCGCCUUUCAUCACAAAUUAGAGGUCGGAGAUGCUCUGGUUUUCCAACUCAUCCCUCCAUCCCAAUUCCAGGUUCACAUUGUGAGGGCAAAUGCUUCUAAGGAAGUGGCUAACGCCUCAGAAGAAGUGGAUGCUCAGCGCCUCCUGAAGUUGAAUGCUAUUCAGCAUGAGCCAAGCUCCUUAACAAGAGAAACUGAAGAAAACAAUGACACCAAUGAUAGCUUACUGGACCACGAGGAAGAUCACAACCACAAUAAUGUGGGCAAUGAUGAUGGAGGUGGUAAUGGUUGGUUGGGGCCAGAUAUGUGUUUUGAAAACCUAAGUGAUAGUAAUACAGACAUGGCAGGACCUAUUGUUGAUGAUUUCGAACGGGUGAAACGCUUCCAAGACUUCAAAAUUGUGGCUAAUGGUUCAGUUAUCAAUGACAAAGUUUCUGAGCUCCAUCUAUCCAAGUACCAUAACCUGUGCCUUAGCCAGAGAUCUUUUCUGCAUCGAGACCUUCUUGAGGGAUUCAACGUCUGGACCAUUGCCGGAACGAUUAUUGACAUUUGUGACAUAGCAGAUGCCAUCAGGGCAAUGUCGAAGGUAGUCCCGAAGAAAGAUUUGCAGACUUGGGGCAGCAAGUUGAAAGUAUAUGAGAAGAUGGGGGUGAAUGUUGGUUUCCUACUUGUUCGAUUGAGGAAGCUCGAGUUGCUUGCUGACAAGGCAAAUGGGUACGAGAGGCUGAUGAAGGAGAGAGAUGGUAUGAAGGAGGAGCUGCAAAAUUUGGAGGAGCAAGUUGGGAGAGUGAAAGAAAAACUGGAACGGGUUGAGAAGGAGAUUGAUAAGCUAGGAGUUGUGGGUGGCGGUAGUAUUGACCGUGACUUCCAAGAGUUGGCAAAUGCGCCUUGGUGAUGGAAGGUUGAAGGGAGGAAGCUGGUCUCUUUUGGGGGGCGUUUUGUACAUGGACUGUGCAUGUCGCUUUGGGUCCAGGAUUUUGUGUAGUCUGGUAAGGUAAGGAAGUUGUGCGGCCUAAGUUCAGGUCCUUAAGGCCUCUUUUUUAAGGAGGAACUUAAAGCCUUCUGAUUGGCUUACUCAAGAUUAGGUAGUUAGUAGGGAGUUAUUAGUUUAAAAGUUGUUAGGGGUAUUAAGGAGAAUAUAAUUAAAUUAAAACA